GAAUUUCUCACCACAUUUUGUACAUUGAGAUCUCAUUAUGAAUUUUCCAGAAGAUAAUAGUAAUUCAAGACUCCGGGAAAGCGUGCUUACCACAUUAUGGGACUCCGUGCCACCAGAAGUGCAAAUAAAAAAUCAUUGGGAGGACGAGGUAAAUCAAUCAGACGUUUCUUCCGACCGAACUGUAUCGGGGUUGGACAAAGAAGAUGACUGCAUCGGCGAAGAAUGCGUCAGAGGAACUCCCAACGUUCCAUCUCCAGUUGCAGACGCGCUUUCCGAUGCUUUAAAAUCGCCAGAUCAAAAUAAACUGGUGUCCAGUCACCGGAGCGGGUUGAGUUCUCAGUCUCAACAUUGCUUCCACCAAAAAGAAAACCUCGACAACCCUUGGGAAAUAAAUUUCGGCUUUAUCCAGGCAGUAAUAUGGCUGAAAUCUAUGACUGCUAAACUGCAGCGUGUCCCGGCGGACGAAUUUUGUAGAGUCUUCCGAAAUCAGUGGCAGUUAAGCCUGAAAAUGUCCUCCAGUCUGGUCAUGACUGACCCUCUAGCUGAUCCGGUGUUCGCGAGUCCAAUGUCUGCAACGUUUUAUCCUGGCUCGGAAAGGAGUACGUCCCAAUCUCCAAGAAGUGAUAUAAUACCGGAAACGCAGGAAAGUGGAUCGGAGAGUCCAGUAUCCGUCAGAUCUUGGCAUUUGCGGAGUCGGCAGGCGGCUACCACGACACUUCUAUGCCCCGCGAGACUCAACUCGACGAUCGACAGUGGUUUUGUCUCCGACGUACCACAAUCCGAGGUCAUAAAGUCGACGGUUCGUGAUCGUGAAACCAAAAUUGAAACAAAUUUCAUCUGCAGGCGGGAGGAUUUUUCAAAUAGCGAAUAUCACGGGCAGCUCCUGCGGCGAAAUCUUCUAAAACGGGCAGAGAAGGAACGACUCACGAAGAAGAAUGCGAGGGCGGAGUGUGCAAAUUCUUCGGCCGUUUCGAGAAAAAUUCCCUCGAAACAGCAAAAACCCUCGAUAUCGUCAGUGACCUUAAACUGCGUUCUUAGAAGCUCUGAGUUGAAUGAACUACUUCAUAAGUCUGUGAAAGCGAUUCUCGCCGUCGUGAUGAAUGAAAAGAGUCACACUUGUUUUAAAAAUUGGCAGGGGUCUGUACAGAAAGACGCUAUCGAAUGUAUCGUGAUGCUGGUUAAUCAGCUGGAUAAGGAAAGAGGAUCGGACUUAUGCAAAAGAGAAGUUGUCAGUACGGUUGAAAAAGUAAUCGAAAACAUGCUGCUCAUGAACGAUGCCGACAAGGCGACAAUUUGGGAGCAUCAUCGUUUGGUGGUUUUGGAGCUCUGCAAUACGCAAGUGGUUUGUAUGGAGGUCGUGAGUUAUUUGGUCUCGCAAUUAAAUGCGCUGAUUUCUGCGGUAACUAAAACCACAGAAGAAAAUACUCCGGACUCUCUUGAGUCACUGGAAAAGUCAUUCAUUCUAUUCCACGCUCUGGAAGUUGUUCUCAUGAAGUAUAAAUCGUUCGCUGCGUGUACCACGGUCUGCAAUAAGGAAGAGAAUGCUUUAAAUAAAAUCCCGAAAAUUACGGAGCUUUGGAAAAAGAACUGGAGAAUUCAAGAACCUGCACAGUCCUCGGAUAUCUUCCUUUCCGGGAUUGAGAUUUCUUUACAGGAUCAGAAACAGGCCUGGAUAAGAAUCCUAGAAGAAAUAGUCGUGGCCAGCACGAUUUGGCCACAGGUUACGGUCCUGGCUUGGCAGUGUCUUUCAAUAAUAAAAAACACGCCUAAACAAUAAUGAUUAAUCCGGUUGUACGUGUAAUGAGAUUGUAAUCACACUUCUAUCGUCAAACACCGUGAACUCAAUUGCAAUUACGUACUUUUUUUUGUAAAACGAUCAGUCUAUUUUCCGCCGUUCGCAGGAAUUCUUAUCAAUCAUUUCUGCAGAUUCUGUAAUACAAUGUACAUACGGUAAGUUUUCAGAUCGAUGACUUACCACAAUCAGUUACGAUGAUUUAUUUCCUAUCAAUCCAACACAUCAUUCAUUAUAAAAAUGAAUAAAAACGUGCUUCUGUAACUCGUGCUUUGAUACUGUUGCACAAAUACGCACCAUCUCGCGAGUCGGUUACUUCAAUUCCUAUCUCCUUGUGGAUGAAGGAAAAACAUUCCCGCUACUCUUUUCCAAGGUCACUAAUAUCUGGCGUUUUUCUUAUUGCGAUAGUUAUCUAUCAGUCAUUCGUAGUUACAGUUUUCGCUAUUCAAUUUAUGGAUAAUGGUACUACCAAAAAACAAUUUUUUACACUAGUGCAAGUGAUAAUACAUAUACAGCAAUUAUACCGAAGGUCACUGAAAACAUCUUAUUGUACGUAAAUACUGUUAACAAUAAUGAUCAUAAUCUUUUCCUGCAGUCAUCGGUGGUAAUUUAUGUCUCUGCAACGUGCAUUCGACGGUGCAGUCCAGUUAUAAUGUUAUCAGGUAUACACCCCAUCGUAGACUCGCCGUGGAAAUAAAUAAAUAAAACGAUUUUGGUGAUUACUUUUCCGGGGGAUUUACCAUUGACAUGAUUCCUCGAAGUCGGAGCAAUUUCUGGCACCAACCAACGCAACGGCGUCGAUACGUAUGACGGGGGUAGG
Messenger RNA from Athalia rosae (coleseed sawfly), 2612 nucleotides. RefSeq lists its product as uncharacterized. NCBI's taxonomy places the organism in Eukaryota, Metazoa, Arthropoda, Insecta, Hymenoptera, Athaliidae. Bases 38 to 1777 code for a protein of 579 amino acids. The record is from RefSeq and is a predicted model, not a curated record. The transcript is spliced from 4 exons.